UCUCUCUCCCUUUUUCUCUCUCACACAUACACACACUCACGGCUACGUGUUUCUUAUCGCUCACAUCAACCAAAGCACUCUGGCUCGGUGGGAAAUACGAUGGAGUAGCAUGCGCGCUUUUGGGCACUAUUUCCCAUUUUCUUUCAUGGAUUACUAUCCUAUCUGGAAUAUUCAUUCAUCGCACGCAGACUGAUCUGGAGUAGUCCCAGGAGGCGGAGUCACCACCAGGAGGCGGAGUCACCAUGGCAUCAGACCACACCCAGCGCAGCUACUCAAUCAUCCCCUGCUUCAUUUUUGUAGAGCUAGUGAUCAUGUCGGGGACAGUUCUGCUGGCCUACUACUUUGAGUGCACCGACCUGUUUGGGAUCCACGUCCAGGGCUUCUUUUGCAACGAUGCCGAGCUGAUGAAGCCCUACCCUGGUGUGGACGAGAGCAGCUUCAUCCCUCCCCUCAUCCUCUACUGCGUGGUGGCCGGCGCCCCCACCGCCAUUAUCUUCAUCGGCGAGGUGUCCAUGUAUGUGAUGAAGUCGACCAGAGAGGCAUUACUGGCCCAGGAGAAGACCAUCGUGACUGGAGACUGUUGCUACCUUAACCCCCUCAUACGACGAGUCAUCAGAUUCAUAGGCGUGUUCGCGUUUGGCCUGUUUGCGACGGACAUCUUUGUGAACGCGGGCCAGGUGGUGACAGGGAACCUGGCGCCGUACUUCCUGACGGUCUGCAAGCCCAACUACACCGGCUCAGAGUGCCGCUUCAACCACCAGUUCAUCGCCAACAGCAACAUCUGCACGGGGAGCCCGGCGCUGGUGGAGAAAGCCCGGCGCUCGUUUCCUUCCAAAGACGCUUCGCUGAGCGUCUACGCAGCCGUCUACGCUACGAUGUACAUCACCAGCACCAUCAAGACCAAGUCCAGCCGUCUGGCCAAGCCUGUGCUGUGUCUAGGCACGCUCUGUGCCGCCUUCCUUACUGGGCUGAACCGUGUGUCCGAAUACCGGAACCAUUGCUCUGACGUGGUGGCUGGCUUCCUGUUGGGCAGUUCCGUGGCGCUCUUCCUGGGUAUCUGUGUGGUGAACAACUUCAAAGGCACCCACGGCCCACCCGCCAAGCAGAAGAUGGAGGACUACCGCGGCCUCCCCCUCAUGACCUUCCCUCGUGUAGAGAGCCCUCUGGAAACCCUCAGUGCACAGAACCACUCGGCAUCCAUGACAGAAGUCACAUGACUAAGGGGGCAACACAGGGUGACGUUCGCGUCCCCUCAGCACCUCUAGGCACAACAACGAUGAAGAUGAUGACACGACGGUGUGUUUUUGUACUGUGUCAUGCUGUAAAAAGGACAGUAUUCUGGUGUUCCUAGUUAGAGGCCCAUGUUUUGUACAUUUUGUAUGAGCGAAUGCUGUAGUCCACCCAGACGUCAGGUGAUGCACAUUCCCUCAUGUUUGACAUCAUAGUUAGUAUAUACAGCUGCCGGCAAUCUAAUGGUGUCGACAUAUCGAUGUUGUACUGUUGUAUUUGUACCAAUCCCUUUAUCCAGUUCAUUUUUUUCUGUACAUUUAUUGACUAAAGUCCUAUUUUGUAUAUUUUUGGUUAAACACUGACUAAUAUUUGCCUGCUCUUCUCCAGGAAUGUUUUGAUAUUUUUUUUUAAGUUUCAGUGUAUAAAGAGGGGGGCAGAGCCCCCCCCCCCCUUCCCCCUGCAUUGGCACGGUAACACAGUGUUGUGUUUGUGUUCCUGAGACUGACUGACAUGGACAUCCCAGCAUGCAACUUCACUGCAGUCUCUAUAGAAACAACAAAAAAAACCUAAUUUGUACAUUGUCUUUCUUUAAGAAUUGCGUUUCUGUUGAAAUGCUGCAUAUAUUUUUCUUGGUUUGUCCACAAAAUAAAUAGUCAGUAGCAAACUUACUGUAUAAACC
Osmerus eperlanus (European smelt) is the source of this 1909-nucleotide messenger RNA. RefSeq names its product phospholipid phosphatase related 1 (gene plppr1). The transcript has 8 exons. Gene Ontology annotation, biological process: phospholipid metabolic process; signal transduction; phospholipid dephosphorylation. Gene Ontology annotation, cellular component: plasma membrane. The record is from RefSeq and is a predicted model, not a curated record. Gene Ontology annotation, molecular function: phosphatidate phosphatase activity. Bases 243 to 1217 code for a protein of 324 amino acids. NCBI's taxonomy places the organism in Eukaryota, Metazoa, Chordata, Actinopteri, Osmeriformes, Osmeridae.